Messenger RNA from Daldinia childiae, 729 nucleotides. RefSeq lists its product as uncharacterized. Bases 1 to 729 code for a protein of 242 amino acids. The record is from RefSeq and is a predicted model, not a curated record. NCBI's taxonomy places the organism in Eukaryota, Fungi, Ascomycota, Sordariomycetes, Xylariales, Hypoxylaceae. The transcript has 2 exons.
AUGAUAAGAAUUUUCCUUAUUUUCACAAUAGCCUCGUUUGUGGUUGCCCGAUUCUCGAACCCCCCUCCUAGUCGAGUAACGUGGAAAGUCGGUGAAAUCCAAAGUAUCAGUUUCAACACAGGCUUCGAAACGUUCUCCAUCGCUCUUUGGCAAGAAGCCCCUCAUGGGGGCUCAGCAAUUCUCGGACCUAUAGUCUUUCAGACUGUAAACAAUGCGGCGACUCAAUUUACCUGGCUUGUUCAGACAUACGACUUUGACUUGACCGUAUCGAACGUAUUCUUUUUCUGGAUGUUCGAUGGUGACCCUUCGUACCAAGGCGACCAGUCAAGUCCUCAGAUAUCUUCUCCAUUCUUCAACAUAUCGAACAAGGCCACGGUCAGCAACACAACGUAUACGACGCCGCUGAGCACCUCAACCAGCCAAGCGCCACUAUCUUCAACUGGUUUAAAUUCUUCUACGGGAAGCAACCAGAAUGAGGCUUUCCAGAAAGAUUCUAACGAGCUGAGUGCUGGGGCGAAGGCUGGAAUAGGAAUUUCCGUUAGCAUAAUAGGUCUGGCGAUAAUUACAUGCAUCGGGCUCUAUAUUGGAAGAUCAAAAAAACAGAAUGAUCCUAUCAUUGACGAACCUGUCGGGAGUCCACAACCAAUUCCUCCAAAGGAAGAAUGGAAUAAUAAUGCAGUGGUGGAAAUUGGUACUAUACAGAAGCCAAGACUUGCCGAGUUACCCUAG